This is a messenger RNA of Carassius gibelio (silver crucian carp), 6998 nucleotides long. It is a transcript of the gene syngap1a, whose product is annotated as synaptic Ras GTPase activating protein 1a. The record is from RefSeq and is a predicted model, not a curated record. Lineage: Eukaryota; Metazoa; Chordata; Actinopteri; Cypriniformes; Cyprinidae. The transcript is spliced from 21 exons. Gene Ontology annotation, biological process: regulation of GTPase activity. The coding region runs from base 126 to 4079 and encodes 1317 amino acids.
CUCGACUCCGCGGCUCGCGCGUGAGAGCGUCGCGUCACUGCUCCGUUAUUGUCGGAUGUUGACGCGCUGAGGAGCGGUGAUGGGUCCGCACAGAGCGAGCUGAUCGCGGUCAGAGCCGGAGGAUCAUGUCCUAUGUGUCUUCACAAGAUGGAAGGUGUGUGUCUCCAUGCUCUCGGCCUCACACUCCUCUGAAUGGCCACACACACGACUCCCCCGGCUGGAGCCGCAAGCUCCGCGUCAGAGAUGGAGACCAGUUCUACCUGCUGGAUCAAGAGGAGGUUCAUCCAGUGCUGAUGAAUGAUCAUCGUCCCGUCUCUCACCGACACAAACUGCUGCGCAGGACCGUCAGCGUACCUGCAGACAGCAGACCACACCCUGAGUCAGAGCACGCUCGUGCUCGCAGGAAGAGCUUUGCCUCGUCGCGGCAGAGAAGCAUGGAAGCUCCGCCCACUGCCCCUACACAGCCAUUCAGACAACCUAGUUUUCUAAGUCGCCGUCUGAAAGGAUCGAUCAAACGAGCAAAGAGCCAACCCAAACUCGACCGCACAGGAAGCUUUCGCCACAUGAUCCUCCCACGAUUCCGCAGCGCAGACCAGGAGAGGACGCGUCUCAUGCAGAGCUUCAAGGAGUCUCACUCUCACGAGUCCCUGCUGUCCCCCAGCAGCGCGGCCGAAGCCCUGGACCUCACGCUGGACGAGGACGCCCUCAUCAAACCCGUCCACUCCAGCAUCCUCGGCCAGGAGUACUGCUUCGAGGUGACCACUGCGUCGGGCACCAAGUGUUUCGCGUGCCGCUCCGCUGCUGAGAGAGACAAGUGGAUCGAGAACCUGCAGAGAGCCAUCAAACCCAACAAGGAUAACAGUCGUCGUGUUGAUAACGUGCUGAAGCUAUGGAUCAUCGAGGCCCGGGACCUUCCUCCGAAGAAGCGCUAUUACUGCGAGCUGUGUCUGGACGACAUGCUGUACGCACGCACCACCAGCAAGCCUCGCACAGACACCGUGUUCUGGGGCGAACACUUCGAGUUCAACAACCUGCCGGCCAUCCGCAGCCUCAGACUGCACCUGUACAAGGAGACGGACAAGAAGAGACGCAAGGAGAAGAGCACGUACCUGGGGCUGGUCAGCAUCCCCAUCUCCAGUAUAACGGGCCGUCACUUCGUGGAGCAGUGGUAUCCGGUCAUCCAGCCCAGUGUCCUGGCCAAGGGCAGCGGUGUGGGCGGCGGGAAGAUCAUCAACGCCUCGCUGCGCCUCAAGAGCCGCUACCAGACCAUGAGCAUCCUGCCCAUGGAGCUGUACAAGGAGUUCGCCGAGUACGUGACCAACAACUACCGCACGCUGUGUGGCGUCCUGGAGCCGCUGCUGAGCGCCAAGAGCAAGGAGGAAGUGGCCUGUGCGCUGGUGCACAUCCUGCAGAGCACCGGCAAGGCCAAGGACUUCCUGUCUGAUAUGGCCAUGUGUGAGGUGGACCGCUUCAUGGAGCGCGAGCAUCUGAUCUUCAGAGAAAACACACUGGCCACCAAAGCCAUCGAGGAGUUCCUGAAGCUGAUCGCACACCGCUAUCUCAGAGACACCAUCGGAGAGUUCAUCCGUGCGCUGUACGAGUCGGAGGAGAACUGUGAGGUGGAUCCGAUGCGGACGCCUCCCUCGGUGCUCUCAGAUCAUCAGGCUAACCUGCGCAUGUGCUGUGAACUAGCGCUCUGCAAGAUCAUCAACUCUCACUGUCUGUUUCCUCGCGAGCUGAAGGAGGUGUUUGCGUCGUGGCGUGUGCGCUGUGCUGAGCGCGGCCGGGAGGACAUCGCUGACCGUCUCAUCAGCUCGUCUCUGUUCCUGCGCUUCCUGUGUCCGGCCAUCAUGUCUCCGUCUCUGUUCAGUCUGACGCAGGAGUAUCCGUCUGAACGCACCUCUCGAACCCUCACGCUCAUUGCCAAGGUGGUGCAGAGCCUGGCCAGCUUCUCCAAGUUCAGUGGGAAGGAGGACUAUAUGGGCUUCAUGAAUGAGUUCCUGGAGAUGGAGUGGGGCUCCAUGCAGCAGUUCUUGUACGAGAUCUCUAAUCUGGAGUGUGUGAGUAACGCCGGGGCGUUCGAGGGCUACAUAGACCUGGGCCGCGAGCUCUCCAUCCUGCACAGUCUGCUGUGGGAGGUCAUGGCCCAGCUGAGCAAGGAUGCCAUCCUGAAGCUGGGACCCUUGCCACGGUUACUGAAUGACAUCAGUGUGGCACUGAGGAACCCGCAGCUGCACCGUCAGGCCAGUCACCAGCCGCCCGAGCGUCACAUGACCCGCCCGCCCUUCAGCCGCCUCGCCACCAACGACUUCCAGAGCCUCAUGAUGAGAGACCUCAACAGCUCCAUAGAUAUCUCUCGUCUGCCGUCUCCCACGUCUGGUCUCUCCGGCAGCGGCGUUCUCUCUCACCCUGGAAUGGCUGCGUUCUCAGAACGAGAUUCCCGUGGAAACAAAGACGUGUUCUACGUGACCCGCCCACCUCUCGCACGCUCAAGCCCCGCCUACUGCACCAGCAGCUCUGACAUCACCGAACCAGACCCCAAGGUGCUCAGUGUGAACAAGAGUGUUUCUAUGAUGGACCUGCAGGACUCUCGCAUCAACAGCGUGUCCAACCUGCACUCGGUCAACGACCUGCUCAACUCGUCUCAGGGGUCUCUGGCCGGCUUCGGUCCGCUGGGUGGCGCCCCCCUCAGGGCCGGAGGGCGUGUUUCGGCCGGCUCGGGCGGCUCCAGUAUGUCGGGAGGCUUGCGUCUGAGUCACUCGGGCGGCCUGACGAAUGAUUCUCUGUCCCAGCAGCAGCAGCAGCAGGCGGCCGCGAUGCACGUGGCUCUGUCCUUCCAGAACCCUCUGUUCCACCUGGCGUCCGACGGGCCGCAGUACCACACGCCCCCCCACGGCCCCGCCGCCCCCCCGCCGCUGCUGCUGGCACCCGAGCCGGAGAACGGACACGUGGGAUUCGGCGUGCCGUCGUUCGGUCACAGCGGCUUCUCUCGCAGCGAGGACCUGUCGGCUCUGAGGACGCAGAACAGUCUGGUGCAGCCCAACAUCGUUCACUCGCACAGCUACAGCGACGACUACACCCGCCACAACCAGGCCGACUACGCCCGCAGACAGCUCUCGCUGCAGAUGCAGGAGAAUCUCCAGCAGCAGGUUCUGAUGGGCAUGGCUCCACAGACAGCCACAGGCACCGGCACGCCCGCUUCUCUGGCCACGCCCCCCACCACCAUCCAUCCUGUCCGUCAGGCCUCCAUGGCUCCGCCUCCUCCUCAGCGCAUGAAGCCUCAGCCCUCCCACCAGCUGUCUGUCAGCUCGGCCGCCAACUCCACGCCCCCCAAGACACGCCCCCAGAGCGGGAACCUCCUCCAGUCGCCCGACUCCAGUUUCGGCGGGAGGCAGUUGUCAAGGCAACAGCUGUCGAUGAAGGAUAGCCCCGCCCCCGGCCUGCCGCAUCAGUCCAGCACGACCUCGGAGAGCCCCGCCCCUCAAGGCGGAGCCAAUGAGAGCACAGAAAACACACCGAGCAACCAACCAGCAAAACCUGCACAGCAGAGCAACCAACAGCAGCUGCUCAAACCAACCGUGAACAAACAGGGCUCGAAGUCUCCGUCCACUCUCAAUCCUCCCUCAGCAGCGUCCGAGCGUACGGUGGCCUGGGUGUCCAACAUGCCACACCUGUCUGCGGACAUCGAGAGUCUGCGUGUGGACCGCGAGGACUUCAAACUGAAGGAGCACUCCAAGAGCAUGGACGAGUCCCGUCUGGACCGGGUGCGUGAGUACGAGGAGGAGAUCCACUCUCUGAAGGAGCGUCUGAUGAUGUCUCAUCGUAAGCUGGAGGAGUACGAGCGGCGGCUGCAUUCCCAGGAGCAGCAGACCAGUAAGAUCCUGCUGCAGUACCAGAGCCGGCUGGACGACAGCGAGAGACGCCUGCGCCAGCAGCAGAUGGAGAAGGACUCGCAGAUCAAGGGCAUCAUCAACAGGUUGAUGGUGGUAGAGGAUGAGCUGAGGGGAAGUGGAAUGCCUGACCUCAAAACCAGAAUAUUCACAGAACAGCCGAUUUAUGGCGCCCACUCUGGAACAUGAUUGGCCCGGGCAGGACUAGCGGACCUGUGAUUGGUUGAACCCCAACCCAGGAGUGUCUGAUGAUUGGCUGAGAGAGAAGAGAGAGGCGGAGCCUGAACAUGACGACCAACUCCAACUUCAGGACAUCUACACACUCUCUCUCUCUCUCUCUUUCUCUCUCACACACGCUGAGUUUAUAUAUGUAUAUAAGUGAUAUAUAACUAUAUAUUCCUCAGGUGUGUCUCUCUCUCUCUCUCUCCUGCUGUCUUUCUCUCUUUCUUCUGAAUUUUUUGAGCCAAAUGGACGACAAUCAGCAUCUUGAGGCCGAAACAAUCACACCGACAGCACAAAGAAAAUCAACGCAGACAGACGGACGGAGAGAGAGAGACUUUAUUCACUCUCGUUCUGUUCCCAUCAUCCCCUGCCUCUCUUUCUCUCUCUUUACUGCAGGAGUGUGUGUGUGUGUGUGUGUUGUGUGUGUGUGUCAACUUCCUAAUAAUGACUCAAUAACAAAUCUUUUUCAAAUUAUGUUUUGAGGGGCUUGUUUCUUUCUGAGCCAAUCAGACGUCAGCGUGCCGCUCAGAACCCCGCCCCUUCCUGUCCCGAGCGGGGGGGCGGGCUCUCCUCUCCGUGCCUAAAGAGCUCCAUCGAGAACAACAGGGCAAAAACAGACUUGACGAGUGAGUCGGACACUCGGUUCGUCCCAUGAUCACAUGUUUGCUCAUCUCUGACAGAGGGUCAUGUGACUCGCUCGCUCCGCAGAAGAAGGGAAGAGCGACUGGUGCUUGGUUCGUGGAGAGCGAGCGGACGUGUGUGUUUGUGCCAAACGCUCAUUUAGACGCAUCCAUCUCUCUUCAGACCCUAGUGAGUCGCCCAUCAGACGGCCGCUCCAGCGCUACACACUUCCCACAAUGCAGUGCGACAGUGCUUUAAAAUGGACUGAAAAAUCUUAAUGUUUUUUUUUUUCUUCGAUUUGAAUAUAUUACUAUUGUACAAUAGAAUGUACUUAAUUAAGCACUUAAUAAUAAUUACAACUUUACUUUUUAAGGUAGUAUUUGAUUUUCUGUUCGAAGCACUUUGCUUACCAAACCAAAUAAAAGGAAUUGUUAAUUAACAUUUAAUUACUUUUUAAAAGAUUCAUCAAAUUUAAUUGUUUUUGAUAGUUAAUUUGUAUUCAAUCCUAAACACAGAAUUACAGGACUAGGAUUUCGUAAAGCACUAUUAUUAAAGUUUUAUUAAUUCAAUUGAUUAGACGUCUUGACUAUUACAAUUUUAUUAAAUCUUUUAAAGUAUUUCGAAUCCAGAACAGAAAUACGAAGAUUUCAAAUAAUUAAAAAAAAAACUUUUAUUUAUUUUUUUACUUUUAAUAAAUUGUCUAAGUUUCUUGAUUUCAGUUAAUUAGACAUGGACUGAGGCCCUAUUUAUUGUGAAAAUUAAUUAAAGUAUUAAAUUGGUAAAGUUUUAUGAUUCAAAUCAUUAGAUUUGCGUUUUAACCAUUUAAACAGAUUUUAUGAAAAGUUAAACUGAUGUCAUUGGGCCCUAAAAAUACAUAUUGCUCAACUUUUAAUAAAUUAUCAAAAAAUGUAAUUUAAUCAUCAAAAUGGAAUACAGACAUUUUUACAAAAUUAAACUGAAUUUGGGGAAAAUGAAACCGACUGUAUAGGGCCCUUACAUUAAUUAGUUAGGCUUAAGUUAUCAGAUGAAUUUAGUAAUUUAAGCGAUAAUGUGUUGAUUUGUGCUGUUGGGUUUUUUGUGCAGUUCUCACAGGAGCUGUCUCAUUUUAUAUUAUUAUUAUUAUUAUAUUUUUAUCCAAGUUAGCAUGACAUGUUGACAGAAAUUCCAUAAUGGUGCUUCCCUACAAACGUCUAUUAUUAAUAUUUUUCAUAAAAUAGUUAGAGUGGACUAUUUGAUCUGAUAUUUGGUGUGAUUUUCUGCUUAUUUGGACGUCAGUGCGGCUCACUGGGUUGGAGAACAGCGCUUGUGCUCGCCUCACACACACACACACACACACACUCGAGCGCUGAGGUCAGCUGCUGAUUUCUGUACAUAGAGUCCAGAUUUAAAGUUGGAAAGUUUCUCUCAUUUUAAGUGGGUUGAGUUUUUCUCUUUUCUUGGUGUUCGGUGGAUGAUACUCAUAUACUCCAGCAGCUGCUCGCUGGGGCUUUAGUCGAUUACUUUAGUCUUUACUCACUUUUUCUGUUACAAGUAUUACUUUCGUCUGCAUUUCAGGUACUUCUAGUUCUAAUGAUAAUGAUACAGUGUUUCUGUGCCUACAGUUCCCAUACUGAGCUCUGAUUGGCUGAACACGAGCGGUCACAUUUACACACGUUGCCAUACAGACAUCGAUUCGGAGACGGAGCGCGCUAUACGUUAGCUAAUGGACCGGUUCUGUUUCGAUACGUCAUCUCUCACCACUUCUGGCGCGGUGUUGCGCUCACAUCAGCUAGCGUUUGUGUGUAGGGUCAGUAAUGCUACGACAGAUCGCGAUCGCGUGUAGCACGCUAGCUGAGUUUCUGUCUUCAUGAAGAAACGAACGGUCCUCGCCGCGGGACCCAGCCGCCAAUUUAGCCAUAGACACGGACAAGCCAUAGCAUUGACCUUUGACCCUCCGGCCCGGUUCAGGAGCGUAGGAUGUAUAUAUUUAUAUAUGUACUCAUGGAAAUAUCCUCGAAUGCGCGAGAGAUCUGUUGAUUCUAGAGUGGAGCAUCUCUGAAUAUGGAGUGAUGUUUUGAAUGUUCAUAUUAUUAUUAUUAUUAUAAAGAUAUUAUAUUCAAAUAUGAUUAUUAUUAUUAUUGUAAUUAUGAAUUUGAUUUUAUUGACAAUGAUUGAUAAACAGAAAUGUCUUUCUUUUUGUGAAUAUGGAGAAGUUUACAUUUUUCUGGGGAAAUAUUACAAGACUUUAAAUAUUUCAACAAACAAAUAAAUAAAUAUAUACAUGCU